UUGCUCAUUAUGCUAUCCUGCCAUCUAGUGCUAUAAGAAAAUAACUUUGUUUCGCCCUAUCCAUAAACAAUGAACGUAGUUCGCUUACGCCAUCUCUUUAAGAUUUAGACAAACUAAAUCAGCAAAUCAGCUGUUUCGUGAAAAACAGAAAUAGCCAAGAAGUUGUAAUUGUUCUGUUUUGAUUUUUGAUUAUUACGUUUCUAAAACAAUUUUUAGAAAAUUUGCAAUGUUUUAAAACCAUAUAUUGCACAUCUGCUUAUAAAUAAACAUAAUAAUAAGAAAAAUUUCAAAACAAUUCACAUUGCCCCACAAAUCUAUCGCACAAAUCGUUUGCGAUGGAUAUUUUGAAGGCAGAAAUAAUGAAAAAAAGGAAACAGCUGGAGGACAGUAAUAUUUUGCAUAACAAUAAGAAAUACUUUCGCCGUGGAGAACUAGCAGCAAAGGAACAAGAAGAAUACUUGGAAAAGUAUGGACACAAAAAGGACACGGUCAAAUCCGACGUCAGCGAUCACUCAGCGGAUUCUGUAGCGAACAAUGGUCAGGAGCAUUUAGCCUUGUCAAGGCCCGAAGUCAUACGACGAUUACGUGAACGGGGAGAACCGGUAUUAUUAUUUGGUGAAUCGGAGCUAGAAGCAUUCAGAAGACUAAGAAAACGGGAAAUACUUGAACCAGAAGUAAACAAGGGAUUCCGUAAUGAUUUCCAAGAAGCUAUGGAACAGGUUGACCAGGCAUACCUUGAUGAAAUAUUCGAAUCGUCGAAACCGCAAGACGGAGAAGGUAAAGGCGAUGUACACGUACCUGAUGAAGGUGUGACCUAUGACGAUAUACAGAAGAUGUCUGCCAACCUGAAUUGUGGGGACAGGGAAUACGACAUGAAUGUUAUCACUCAGUUUUUACAAUUCCUUGUAAAAAUGUGGGGCAAUCAGUUGAACAGUAGAGCUGCUAUGGAAAAGAAUAGCACUAGAGGAAAAAUGGCUAGUGCUACAUAUGCUCAAACCCGAGAAUACCUCAAACCCCUACUCAGAAAGUUGAAAAACAAGUCUCUACCUGAAGAUAUUACUGACAGUUUAACUGAAAUAGUUAAACACCUUCUUGAGCGCAAUUACAUACUGGCAAGCGAUGCAUAUCUUCAAAUGGCUAUCGGAAACUCUCCUUGGCCAAUUGGUGUGACCAUGGUUGGUAUUCAUGCUCGUACCGGUCGUGAAAAAAUUUUCUCCAAAAAUGUUGCUCAUGUGAUGAACGACGAGACGCAGCGUAAGUAUAUACAGGCACUCAAGAGAUUAAUGACUAAAUGCCAGGAAUAUUAUCCUACGGAUCCAUCUCGAUGCGUAGAAUAUGCAAAAACAAACUGAACUGUGUAUGUACGUAUGAAAAUAUAUCUCAACUUUUGUAUUACCUUGUAUGUCAUUGUAAAUAUAUUUAAUUUCAAUAGAUUAAUAAAUAUUAUAUUACUUUAACUGUAAAGGAUCUGGACUUGACUUCAUGUGAAUCAAAUACACCUAUAAAUCGACGUAGUUUGGCAUGUUUAGAAAAGUAUAUUGCAGAUCAAUCUAUGUACUAGAUCGGUCCUUAUUUUGGACUUUUUCGAAUUUCCACCAAACUACCCCCAAAUUCGUUCCCAAUAAAUAAACGAAUAAAUAAAAUUCUCUUUAAAAGGUUUCAGUUUGCGGGACUAAAUAUUUGCCAAAAACUCUAUAAAUGUCAGAAAUUUCUAAUUUGGGG
Molecule: messenger RNA, 1722 nt
Organism: Neodiprion virginianus
Lineage: Eukaryota; Metazoa; Arthropoda; Insecta; Hymenoptera; Diprionidae
Gene: Prp18
Product: pre-mRNA-splicing factor 18
Exons: 4
Coding region: 336-1352 (338 amino acids)
Biological process (GO): RNA splicing; generation of catalytic spliceosome for second transesterification step
Cellular component (GO): U2-type post-spliceosomal complex; U4/U6 x U5 tri-snRNP complex; U5 snRNP
Source: RefSeq, a predicted model, not a curated record